CAAACCCAUCGCAUGCAUUUCACCAAACCCAUUUUUCAGCAACAAUCUAGCACACAAAAAUGGAGGAAGCAUCUAAAACCAUUGCACACUCAAUCAGUAUUCAAAACGAUGAAGAAGAGAGAAUUAACAUAUCAAUUUUCAUUUUUCAUUUUUUUUGUUUAAAAUAAAAUCAAAUCUUCGUUUUCGUUCCCAAAUUUUCAUCGAUAAUGGGAAAUUCUAUUUGAAUUUUUAGGUUUGAGGUUGUUCGAUUGAAAUUCAUUGCAACGUGGAUGUUGUUGAUUCGUGAGAUUUUGAACUUUGUAGAUUUUGAAAUUCUGUUCUAGAUCGUUUGCUGUUGUUCAAUGGAGUCCGCUCAGGUGCUGCCCAACAACUCUGCUUCGUCUCGGAAGCAAGAGCAUCUGGAAGCUGGCAAGCGUCGGUUUUAGAGAAAAUGGUAGCUAGAAGAGUGGAUCUUCGAUCGGAUACAGUGACGAAGCCGACUGAGUCAAUGAGGGCUGCUAUGGCAAGUGCUGAAGUUGAUGACGAUGUUCUUGGUUAUGAUCCGACGGCUUUACUCUUAGAGACAGAGAUGGCGAAGAUGAUGGGAAAAUAGGCUGCUCUUUUUGUUCCAUCAGGGACUAUGGGUAACCUUAUCGCUGUACUUGUUCAUUGUGAGGUUAGGUGAAGUGAAAUUAUUCUGGGAGAUACUAGUCAUAUCAAUAUUUAUGAGAAUGGUGGUAUUUAGACCAUUGGAGGAGUGCAUUCGAGACAGCUGAAAAAUAACGAUGAUGGAACGAUUGACAUUGAUUUGAUUGAGUCUGCGAUUAGAGAUCCUAGGGGGGAGCUAAUGUUUCCGACGACUAGGCUUAUUUGCUUGGAAAACAUUCAUGCGAAAUGUCUCUCUGUUGAAUAUACUGAUAGAGUUGGAGAGGUUGCUAAGAAGCAUGGAUUGAAGAUUCACAUUGAUGGAGCCCGUAUUUUUAAUGCAGCAGUUCUUGCUCCUAAUACUUUGGAACGUGUUGCGCCACUGACACAUGCAGUUGGAAAUGUGUUGAAGAGAGUUUUCGUUAUUGGAUUUUCAAUAGUGGUGUUUGGCAACAAGAUAUCUACACAAACUGGCAUUGGAACCGUCGGGUUGGGAACUUGGCAGGCCGAUCCUGGCCUCGUCGGUCAAGCCGUUGCUACCGCUAUCAAGGCUGGUUACCGUCACAUUGAUGGCUCUCCAAUCUACGGCAAUGAGAAAGAGAUUGGUUCUAUAUCGAAGAAACUGUUUGAUGAUGGCGUAAUGAAACGUGAAGAUUUGUUUAUUACCUCGAAACUCUGGUUUGUUUGUUUAUAUAUUAGUAUUAAUAUAUUAUAGACUUCACUAAGUAGUAUUUCUUUAAUUUUGAUUCACUCAGGAGUCGUUGUCUUAUUUAUAAGUUCAAUUAGACCUGUGGCUUAUAUUGGUAGAAUUAGAUAUUUUCAACUCAUGGACAUGUGUUUAUAUAAAAAUAAAACUCAAUAUUUAUUUGACUUUAAAAAAUAGUUAGAACAAAUAGUUAGAACAAAUACAUAAUGGAUAAGAUAGAACUACAAGUAACAUUUGACUCUUUUCCAUCAUUUAUAUUUGACUUUAAAAAAUUAACAUCUAGAUAAUGUCCCUUUGCUCAUUAUUCACCUAACAAAAUCAAAUGAGUCACUGAAUUAGCACCAAAACAACUUUCAUCAUUCACCUAACAAUUCAUUCAUACAAUACACCUAACAAUUCAUCACCAAAACAGUAAUUACUAUAGUUGAAAUAUUUAAUAUGUUAGUGAAAACAAUAUUACAUGAUUAAACUAUUUAGUUGCCUAAGGAAUGAAAAUUCUAUUUAGUCAAAUAUAUAUAAUUGUGUUUUUAAUUAAAUUAUUUCAAAUAACUAGUGGAAGACUGAAACUAGAUAAGUUUAAGAUACACUCUCACUUAUGGCCAAUAUCCACGUAGAUAUACUCUCACUUAUGGCCAAUAUCCACGUAGAUAUACUCUCACUUAUGGCCAAUAUCCACGGAGAACUCAACUGAACCCCAUUCACAUCAAUAUGAAACUGCAUGAGAAUAUGGCAGUUUUUAGUGAGUGAAUGGAAUAAAAUAACUAACAAUUUGGCUACUACAUUGAUCAUACAUGUGUGCAUAAUGUAGUUAAAAGCAAAGUAUGACAAGAAAUGAAGGUCAAGCAAAGAGCAAAGUGUGAAGACUUGUCAAGGAUGUUCAGGCUAUUUCCUUCAAAUGUUUUCCUUCAAACGUUUAGUGUGAAGACUUGUCAAGGAUGUUCAGGCUAUGUUCUCAUGUUUUCCUUCAAAUGUUUAAUUGAUAAUGUCUACAGGCAGAUAAAAAGGAUAUUGUUAGUACGCAGUACCAGGUGAUUGAGUUGCAUGACAAGUACCUGGCAUAUGUGAACUCUUGUUUCCAGAAUCACACCCUUUUCCACAAGGCUCUUAAAGAGGCUUUUGAGGUCUUUUGCAACAAAGGUGUUGAUGGAAACUCUAGUGCAGAACUUCUUGCCACUUUUUGUGAUAACAUUCUCAACAAUGGAUGUUUUCAUUAUUUUAUGGACUUUGGCAGUACAUGUUCCACAAGUUAGAGCUUCAUGUACUCAUUUUAGGGAUUGACAAGGCUGGCAAAACGACUUUGCUUGAGAAGAUGAAGUCGGUGUACACGAAUGUAGAAGGUUUUCCUCCGGAUCGAAUUGUGGAAAGCAAUUGCUUCUCCAGGGCGUGGUAUUUUGGCCAUGAAUGAAUCCAAUGCUACAUGUGGAAAGCGGUUGGAUUCAAUUGGACUAGAGAACACCGAAGCUAACCGUCAAGCAUGGCGUAAAAUUAUAUAUGAAGAAAGUGUUAUGACUUGGUUAAAAUAUAAUUUUUAUGUGUAUGAUUUUAUAGUACUUGAAAUAUUAUAAAUGCACAUGAUUUUGUAUACUUUUUGGUUAAUAUUAAAAAUAUUUUGACUUAGUUAAAAUAUGAUUUUUAUGUGUAUGAUGUUAUAGUAU
Vicia villosa (hairy vetch) is the source of this 2985-nucleotide messenger RNA. RefSeq names its product triose phosphate/phosphate translocator, chloroplastic-like. The record is from RefSeq and is a predicted model, not a curated record. The transcript has 10 exons. Gene Ontology annotation, biological process: amino acid metabolic process. NCBI's taxonomy places the organism in Eukaryota, Viridiplantae, Streptophyta, Magnoliopsida, Fabales, Fabaceae. Gene Ontology annotation, cellular component: cytosol. Gene Ontology annotation, molecular function: aldose reductase (NADPH) activity; lyase activity. The coding region runs from base 827 to 1339 and encodes 170 amino acids.